AUGCAACUCUUCCUGAAAGAGGAAUUAGAUGCUCUCCGUGCUCAGAAGCAGUCGAAGGCUCCCACUCCAAUCAACAAACAAGGAUCAAUUAGUUCUAACAAUUUUUUUACUCCAUCCAACAACCAAGGGCCGAUGGGAUCUAACAGUACUACUACUCCAACUACACCGACAAUCACCACCACACAAGUUGGAAAAAACAUCGAAUUAAUUUUGAAGAAGGAAUAA
Molecule: messenger RNA, 225 nt
Organism: Caenorhabditis briggsae
Lineage: Eukaryota; Metazoa; Nematoda; Chromadorea; Rhabditida; Rhabditidae
Exons: 1
Coding region: 1-225 (74 amino acids)
Source: RefSeq, a predicted model, not a curated record